AUGGAAGCUCGUUCACUUUCUGCUCUCAACAAUCUCGCGAGCAAUCCGCCGCAAUAUCCCAUUAACCCUGCGCAAGAGAGGCAGGAUCCUCUUACUCUCUACAUCUCCAGAGUUCCCGGCACUCGAGAUGUGAUUCUUUCGCCCUUUAAGCCGCAGCUUAAGAACGUUACCGGCGAAGACGUCGCCAACUGCCUUUACUACGUCCAUCACGAAGCCCCCUCGACAGAACUGGUGAAUCCACCACCUUUGCGAGAUGACGGCCACCGAUCUUCGAGCGACGACAGCUCCUCGAUGCGAAAUAUUCCCAGGAAACCUCUACCAGGGUCAGCAAGACCCCUGACACCUCCCACCCGCGACCAUCUCCCAGUUCCUGCUUUCGGCAGCGAAUAUCAAGAUCCUGGCCGGCCUCGCGGGCUCUCGGUCAAUUCAAGCUUGGAUGCUGUUCAGACAAAGCCCGUGUGGCCAGGCAACAAGCAUUCGCUGGAUGAACCCAGGCCUGAUCUACCACCUCGACCGACCCUCGUGCCUACAAUUCAGGCUCCCACUUCGCCGCUUGGUCGGAAACCAAUCGGUCCCCGACCAAUGUCCAGCCCUGCGACCAACCCCGAAAAUGAUAAACCUCUUCCGCCUCCUCCUGGGCCAUACCAGGCAGCCAACUUUGACCAUAUGACGAGGGCGAGCCAGGCCCCAGGAAGAGCAACCAACAGUCGCUCGCCAUCGCCGAGAAUAAGCUACGAAGGAAAGCCUUUUACACUGGCUCUGAUCCGUCGUGAUCCGAGCACAGGAAACCAGUGGAACGUCGCGCACGUCUCCUCGAUUCAACCCGAUGGUCCACAACCAGAUCAGGAUGAUUCAAACCCGCUCUUCGGAUCCGUCCCACCCGUCGCGCAAUCGCAGAGUAACGGAAACGCUCCCAUCAACGUCCAAAUCGAGACACUAGGUUACGGAAAGUUCCGCGGCAUGCCCGCGAGGCGAAGCUUCGACGCCGGCCCCGGUGCGGAUGCUAACCAACCGAAGGACGGAGGGGUCGUUCUCCAGAGAACAGUCGCUAUGGGGUACACAAAGAGCUGGGCAUCCAAUUGGCGAGAAAAGCUCAACCAGGAGGGACGAGGCCAUGGCCGAUCGGGAAGUGUUGGGUCGAUGGAUUCUGUUGGUGAAGCUCAGUCUCCUACCGAGCCGCAAAUUUCCAUGCAGCCUGGCCCAGGUCUGAGGCCUCGGGGGCACAUCUUUACGAGCCCCUGGAAUGGCAGAUGCGAGUUCCGCACUGCUCCUUCUGGACGCAGUCUCAAGUGUUACCACAUCUUGCACGAUGAUCAGCAAUCAUUCAACCCUCUCGCAAACCAGGGUAUUGGUCCGCCUCAAGCCAGCAGCAUGCUGGUGAGCGAGCUGCGCUUCAACCUGCCAACGGCUGAGCUCUUCAAGUCCCCUGAAGGCCGUGAAGAGGUGAAGAACCAGAUUCAGGGGCACUUCAACAAGCUCCUCAAACGAGAUGGCCGAAGCGAUGUUUCCUAUGACGACGACGGCAUGGUUUCGCCAUUCGAUCUCAACCUGGGUAAAGAGAAGGCUGGUGGUGGUAACCGCGGGAAGAGGGCCAAGCUCGGAAAGCUCAUUAUUCAUCCUGAUGGGUUGAAGAUGCUGGAUCUGGUUGUGGCGGCCAACAUGGGUCUAUGGUGGCAAGCAUGGGAGAGGAGCUUUUAA
This is a messenger RNA of Fusarium keratoplasticum, 1698 nucleotides long. RefSeq lists its product as uncharacterized. Bases 1 to 1698 code for a protein of 565 amino acids. The transcript has 2 exons. The record is from RefSeq and is a predicted model, not a curated record. NCBI's taxonomy places the organism in Eukaryota, Fungi, Ascomycota, Sordariomycetes, Hypocreales, Nectriaceae.